AAUAUUUUUACCUGUCCAGCCUGGCUUUGAAGACCCCAAUGCCCUGAAGACGCAAAUCGUGCGUUACUGUGCGGUGUCCAGUAUUGAGAACAGUCACCAUGCGCCCAUCACAGACAUCAUGUGGCUACCGGAUCAUGUCGAGAUCAACAGAAUGGGAGUGCCCCAGGAAAACAAGGGUUUUGAGUCCUGUCAGAUAUUCACAUGUGCAACAGACAACUGUAUCCUGGUUUGGGACACAAGACCUACCAAAGGACCACAACAACAACAACAGGGGGCCAAGCCCAAAGACAAGGACGGCACCAAAAACCCCAUAGGCGUCCCCGACACCUUCAAGCACCUUGACCUCACAUGGAAGCCCAUGCUGAAGGUCCAUCUCCACAAAUCUGAGCCGGGCGGUGAUCAUGCACCAACAAAGUUCUCAAUAGCAGAGAAGCAGGGGGAUAGAGGGGCAUUAUCCAAGGCGACCGAUGGUGGUGUCCCGGACAAGGAGGCAAGUGUGACUGGCGGAUAUUUCCAUUCCGGGAAACCCGAGUCCGGCCGUGAGAAGAGGACCCUACAAACAGUCAAGACACAUUUCUUUGUUGGCACCGAGGACGGGGAGGUGGUCUAUGUUGACUGGAUGCCACAGAAGGAUCAGGACACAGGCAAGAUCCAAACGCCAAAACCAGAUUUCUAUCACACCAUGCAUGACGGGCCCAUCAUGACGGUCCAGCGAUCCCCAUUUUUCAUGGAUAUCCUCCUUGUGGUUGGCGGUUGGAACUUCACAAUCUGGAAAGAGGCUGUUGUUAUCGACAAGAAUAACCCAAGCUCUGCUGAAUCGCUGAAAACUUUGAACGUUGCUGAAAACGAUGCAUUAAAGUCAGGACCGAUCCUCCAGUCUGCCCCAAACCCAAUCUGUAUGACUUCCGGGUUUUGGUCCCCCUCCCGUCCGGGAGUGUUCUACAUAUCUAAGGUGGAUGGCAGCGUCGACGUAUGGGACUUACUGGACAAGACCCAUGAACCCUCCAUCACCCAGAGCGUGUCCCCAUCAGCAAUCACAAAGAUUUACCCGCACGCAGUGUCUCACAAGCAGCACCUGUUGGCUGUGGGUGACAGUUCCGGUACCCUGCAUAUCCUGGAGAUACCCUGGAGCCUGCGCCUGCCUGCACCCAAUGAGGUGACUGGGGUAGCCAACUACUUUGAGCGGGAAGUGAAGAGGCGAGGCUUCGUGGUGCAGAGGUGGGACUUCCGAGAGCAUGAGAAGCGAGAACUUGAGGCUGAGGCCAAAAAGAAGGCUGGGAUUGCGCCGAAUGUGCUGCUGACAGACGAGGAGAUUGAGUACCGCUUGAAGCUGGAGUACCAGGCCUAUAUGGAGGCGGAGGGGAACUUCUUGCGAGAGCUUGGGAUCACCAAGGAGGAGGAACCACUGCCCCAGACGUAGACCGGGUGUGUUUUAUAAGUGGUGAAAUUUGAGAGCGAUGAAGGGAGGGCGACGGGGGUUAUUAUGCAUUUUUUAAAUUUUGUAUACUCAUGGCUAAAGUUCUUUCACACAAAUGGACAAGAAUAUGUUUCAGAAUUUUUAGUUCAGUACUUGCUCUGGCAUGGAAAACCUGGAAUUCAUUCUGACGUUUAUCUUCAAGUAUGGUAAAAUGUAUGUAUUUGAGCAGCACUCUGUGAUAACCAGCUUUACUGCACGUGAGUUAAAGUGUCUAAACUCUCUGCUUUUAUGGAUUUUUCCGUUUACAUGAAUAUGCUUCUUAAUGCAAAUCCAGUGUAGGCUGCAAGUGGUGUCCCUGAUGAGUCUGUGCCCACUGCACAGAUUUAUAUGGAUAGACUCUUUACCCACUUGCAUUGAGGCUGUAUUUUUCCAUAGAGCAGCUCACAUACAAUACAUUCAUUCUAUGUCAGAUACUAUAUUAUAAUGAGCAACUCCAGAUGAGUUGCCCUGUCAAUCAUAACCAACAUGUUAUUGUUCCGACAAAUAAACAAAAUAGUUUG
Dreissena polymorpha is the source of this 1977-nucleotide messenger RNA. RefSeq names its product dynein axonemal intermediate chain 3-like. The transcript has 13 exons. Gene Ontology annotation, molecular function: dynein heavy chain binding; dynein light chain binding. The record is from RefSeq and is a predicted model, not a curated record. Gene Ontology annotation, biological process: cilium movement involved in cell motility; inner dynein arm assembly. NCBI's taxonomy places the organism in Eukaryota, Metazoa, Mollusca, Bivalvia, Myida, Dreissenidae. Gene Ontology annotation, cellular component: inner dynein arm. Bases 119 to 1420 code for a protein of 433 amino acids.